GUCGGUAAGUUUCUAGAAAUUAGAAAUAGCGUGGUUGAUAUUCAAGUGAUAUGUUUAUUUUUUAAAAAAAAGUAUUGCUUUAGUAAUUAAAAAUUGUCUUAUUAAGGAUACUAGUUAUUUACCAAAUCAAAUUAUGGGUAAUGUGCAAGCAUCUUCUAGUUUACCACCAAUGCCCCCAAGCACUUUACCUGUACCUGGAACACCUCAAAAAAUACUUCCUGAAAUAGUCGUCAAAAAUCCAGGUUGUGUAGAAGAUAUUCAUAAAAAAUGCAAAGAUGUGUUUCCUAUUUCUUUCGAUGGACUUCGUCUAGUUAUUAAUAAAGGAUUAAGCAAUCAUUUCUAUGUUAGUCAUAGUUUACUUAUUGGAACAAGUAGCCAAAAUUCAAGCUACAAAUUUGGAUCAACAUUUGUCGGCACAAAUCAAAUUGAAGCUGGAGAGUACAGCCCUCUAUUAAUUGGAGACAUAGAUCCUCGUGGAAAUAUAUCUACAAAUUUAAUAGUGUAUCCAACAAACAAAAUCAAAAUUAGAGUUGGAUCACAAUUCCAAGAAUUUAAAACAGCUAAUUUCCAAGUAAGUGCCGAUUAUAAAACUGAAAGAUCUACAUCUACAGUAUGUUUAGCCAACCCAGAUUUUUUAAAUAAUAGUGGAAGUUAUAUAACACAGUCCUUAUAUGCAUUAAACAAUAGUACAUCUGUAGGUUAUGAACUUCAACAUCAUCGUGGUCCACAUAUACCUGGUGGCUCAAUGACAAUUUUUGGAUUAUUAGGAAAAUAUAUUUAUGAUGAAGCUACUACCAUAAGUUCAACUGUAAAUAAUGUAUCAUUACAAUGUUGUUAUCAUUUUAAAGCAAGUGAACAAUUACAAUUUGCUGUAGAUCUUGAAGCUAAUCUAAUUCAAAGAGAUGUAAAUGCUACGUUUGGAUAUGCUGCACAAAUUCCAAAAUCUGAUAUUAGUAUAAAAGGUAGUAUUGAUAGAAAAUGGAAUAUUAGUAUGGCACUAGAAAAAAGACUUAACCCCAUGCCAUUUACUUUUGCUUUAAGUACAAAUUUUUGCCCUUUAAAACACUCAUUAAAAAUGGGAUGUGGAUUUGUUGUAGGCUAAAAUUGAAUUUUUAUUUUUUUUUUUUUUUUGAGAUCAUGUCUUAAAAUGUUCAUAGAUGUAGUCUUACAAUUUUAAAAUAAAAAUUUCCUCAUUUUCAUUUUGUUAAAUAGUAUUAAAUUAUAAUCUGUUAUAUAUUUUUAUCUAUUUUAUUUAUAAUUACCUCACUAAAAUUUUAGUGAUACAAAUAAAUUAGUAAUCAUUAAUUAAAG
This is a messenger RNA of Daktulosphaira vitifoliae (grape phylloxera), 1311 nucleotides long. Its product is annotated as mitochondrial import receptor subunit TOM40 homolog 2-like. Gene Ontology annotation, molecular function: transmembrane protein transporter activity. Gene Ontology annotation, cellular component: mitochondrial outer membrane; mitochondrial outer membrane translocase complex. Lineage: Eukaryota; Metazoa; Arthropoda; Insecta; Hemiptera; Phylloxeridae. The record is from RefSeq and is a predicted model, not a curated record. The transcript has 5 exons. Bases 134 to 1102 code for a protein of 322 amino acids. Gene Ontology annotation, biological process: protein import into mitochondrial matrix.